Molecule: messenger RNA, 2783 nt
Organism: Boleophthalmus pectinirostris (great blue-spotted mudskipper)
Lineage: Eukaryota; Metazoa; Chordata; Actinopteri; Gobiiformes; Gobiidae
Gene: aldh8a1
Product: aldehyde dehydrogenase 8 family, member A1
Exons: 7
Coding region: 632-2104 (490 amino acids)
Biological process (GO): retinoic acid metabolic process
Molecular function (GO): retinal dehydrogenase (NAD+) activity
Source: RefSeq, a predicted model, not a curated record
AAUAAAUGUUUUAGUGCUUAAAAAUACCUUUUAAAUAAUAGCAGAGACAGUUCACCUAUACAUAAAUCUGACCAGUGCCUUGGCCUGGUGGUGUCAUCUGCUUGUCUUCUUGAGUGGAAUAUUCCAGGUAAAGCAAUAACAUAUCCAUAGAGACAAACAAGAGAUGGACCCUCUAUCAAAAAAGUUACAUGUUGCGCCUUUAAGAGAACUGGGUUUGGGUAAAGCGGUUUUUUCGAAGUCGGUCGAAGCGCAGUAUUGCUACCACGAGGGGUCAGUGUUUCAUACACGUUUUCUGCAGGUGUACUGUAAAACUAAUGAAAACUGACCGUGUUGACACUGUAUAUUUACCCACACUCAAUGCAAUAAUGUAAUUUUAGUUGCAUAUUAACUUUAGUAACUUUUAAAUUGUGUUCAUCGUGAAAAAGUUUCAUAUUUAGUUGAAUAUCUAACUUAAAAUCCAGACAGCUAGAGUGUGUGCUUUGGACAAUGAUUGGGCAAUAGUGCGCUGUUCACCCUUUGAACAUCAUUAAAUGUUGCGUUGAAUUUGGAAACUCCAUUUUUCUGUCAGGAAGUUCUCUCUCCUGCUGCGACUGUGUUUUUGACCCUUCACAGCCUCUUUCUCACUCACACCAUGGCUAUGACAUCGCAGAAAUCUCCUUAUCUGGUUCUGGAAAAUUUUAUCGGAGGUGAAUUUGUCCCUUGCGAAAAACACGUCGACUCGUACGACCCGUCCACCGGAAAAGUCUACUGCCAUGUGCCGGACAGCGGACCAGAGGAGGUGGAAGCAGCAGUCAAAGCAGCUAAGAAGGCUUUUCCUGAGUGGUCUUCUCGCAGCCCAGAGCAGCGCGCUCAGAUACUCAACAAAUUGGCCGACCUCAUCGAAGAGAGAUUGUUUGAGUUUGCUCAGGCUGAGUCCAGAGACCAAGGUAAAACUGUGACCUUAGCAAGAAAUGUGGAUAUUCCCAGAUCUGUGUACAACUAUCGCUUCUUUGCCUCCUCUAUUCUCCAUCACACCACGGACUGCAGUCAGAUGGAUCACCUUGGCUGCCUCAACUACACCAUUCGCUGCCCUGUGGGUGUGGCGGGUUUGAUCAGCCCCUGGAACCUGCCCCUGUACCUGCUCACCUGGAAGAUUGCUCCUGCCAUUGCCAUGGGAAACACUGUGGUGGCCAAACCCAGUGAGAUGACCUCUGUGACGGCCUGGAUGAUGUGCAAGCUCAUGCAAAAGGCUGGUGUUCCUCCCGGAGUGGUUAACAUAGUUUUCGGCACGGGCCCAAGAGCAGGCGAUGCUCUGGUUGGUCAUCCAGACGUUCCACUGGUUUCUUUCACCGGCUCCACAUUGACAGCCCAGAGAAUCACAGAGCGCAGCGCCCCCUACUGUAAGAAGCUCUCUCUGGAGCUGGGAGGAAAAAACCCUGCCAUAAUCUUUGCUGAUGCAGACCUGGACCAGUGCAUCGAGACAACUGUCCGCUCCAGUUUCUCCAAUCAGGGGGAAAUCUGCCUGUGCACGAGUAGAAUUUAUGUUGAAAGAAGUAUAUACAAAACUUUUCUGGAAAAGUUUGUGGCUGCUGCAAGAAAGUGGAAGACCGGUGCACCAUCCGACCCCAGCAACAACAACGGAGCAUUGAUCAGCAGAGAACACCUGGAGAAGGUUCGCAGUUUUGUGGCCCUGGCCAAGUCCGAGGGGGGUACUGUGCACUGCGGAGAGGGUGUGGAUGCGCUGGACCUACCUGCGGCUAACGCUAACGGCUACUUCAUGCCUGCCACUGUUAUCUCAGGCCUGUCCGACUCCUCCAAAGUGAUGCAAGAGGAGAUUUUUGGUCCGGUCACCUGCGUCAGCCCCUUUGACACCGAGGACGAAGCUGUUGCCAAGGGCAACGGGGUGCGCUACGGGCUGGCAGCCACAGUAUGGUCUCAGGAUGUGGGUAAGGUGCACCGCAUGGCUAAGAGGCUGCAGGCUGGACUGGUGUGGACCAACUGCUGGCUGGUGCGUGAUCUGAAUCUGCCUUUUGGGGGCAUGAAGAACUCUGGGGUGGGACGCGAGGGGGGCAAGGAUUCUUACCACUUUUUCACCGAAGUCAAGAGCGUUACCAUCAAGCACUAACAGGCAAGUUCAUCCAACUGUUGCAUCACUGAAUUAAUCACAUGAAAACUGAGCUUGUUUAACAAAGACACAAACCUGUUCAGAAAUGUGCCGCUGGCUAAGAAUACGAUUGUCAGUUGUAAACACUGAUCUGGAAUUUCUUCUGGUGUUUUCUAGGGCAUCUCACUGCGCCCAACAAAAUUAAGUUGUAUAAAUCUUACAAAACCUGAUUGUUUCAAAGUAGUUAUGCAGCCAGAUUAUAUCAUUAGAACAGAUGUUUGGCUCAUCACAAGACAUUAACUGGCUUAGAGCAGCCCUAACAGUCAAAUAUGGUAAGUAGUUUAUCAAAAAUAAUUGACAUUUUACAUUCCCUUUACUUCAUUCUCUGUGUCAACGCUCUGCUCCGAAGGGAAGCGUAGAAAGCCCAUAUACUAUUCUGAGUAGUUUGUUUCCUUAUCUUUGUUACAUAGUAAUUUUACAAAUCCUUAAUUUCUGUAAUAUCUAAUGUAAAUGUCUAGAUUUUUUUAUGUUAAUAAGCAUCAAUAAUAACCACUAAUCAAAUAAAUACAUAAAUAAAAACAACUUGGCAAUGCAAUUACUACUUUAUGCUAUUAUAACAUUUGGCAGCUCACAUUUAUUUUGCAUCUAUUAUAUUCCUUCUAUUUAAUAAAAGAUUCUGAAUGGUCUGGCACCCUCAGCC